GUGCGAGCUGGCGCUUUGCUCAAGCUCAUCGACAUCGUAGCUGGCGUCUCGGCUCGUCGACAUGCAUCCUGCAAUUGCGUGACCAUCUCAGUAGACGCUGUCGUCCUCCUGGCUCCCAUUCCCGUCUCUGCGCUCGUUCACCUCUCAGCUUCCGUGAAUAGAGCUUGGUCCUCCUCCAUGGAAGUGGGAGUCAGAGUCAUCUCCGAG
This is a messenger RNA of Ceraceosorus guamensis, 207 nucleotides long. RefSeq lists its product as hypothetical. The annotation marks the transcript as partial. NCBI's taxonomy places the organism in Eukaryota, Fungi, Basidiomycota, Exobasidiomycetes, Ceraceosorales, Ceraceosoraceae. The record is from RefSeq and is a predicted model, not a curated record. Gene Ontology annotation, molecular function: thiolester hydrolase activity. The transcript has a single exon.